AUGGUAGUGUAUAUUGUUUACGGAUUUCGCUGGUCGAGGGUUGGCACACUAGCUGCACCUGGAAUUCGCCCACAUAUCGUGAUAAACGACCUUCUAGACGCCGCAUCGGACUAUAUCCAAGAGCCACGCACGGCUGGAGAAGUAUUAAAAUCGUUUGAGCGAAUCGAUCCCAGUAUACCGGCUCAUCUCCCGGACCUUGCACUGAUAGAGCAAUAUGAUCCAGACGACACCAGGACUUCCACCCUCUGCCAGCCGUAUGCGUUUGUUUGCGCGAAGGUGGUUCCAAUUGGAGAUAGUUCUGCACCACAAUUCACUUCAUUUCUAAGCCUUGACCUGGAAGAAUUCAUUAGUAAAGGCCCUGGGCUAUCCUCGGAGGCAUUGGCAACGUUUUCGACUUUGCGGGAUGUUCUGGGUCCUGGCGAGAAGAUUGGAUGGUGGAUAGUGUAUAACGGGGACCCGGAAAGAUUUUCUGCAGCCACGGAGGAAGAGUUAGAACAUAUUGAAAGCAGUGACGACGAGGUGGAAGAAAUUAAUGAUAAAAGCGGCCCACCUCUUACUCGAUCUGUUAAACCACCCACUGUACCGCCGAAGCCCAGGCUUAAUCUUCCUACAAGGGCCAAAAAUUAA
Messenger RNA from Microsporum canis CBS 113480, 627 nucleotides. RefSeq lists its product as hypothetical. The transcript has 2 exons. The record is from RefSeq and is a predicted model, not a curated record. Lineage: Eukaryota; Fungi; Ascomycota; Eurotiomycetes; Onygenales; Arthrodermataceae. Bases 1 to 627 code for a protein of 208 amino acids.